Messenger RNA from Spirometra erinaceieuropaei, 8205 nucleotides. Lineage: Eukaryota; Metazoa; Platyhelminthes; Cestoda; Diphyllobothriidea; Diphyllobothriidae. The record is from the annotation of a GenBank genome assembly.
AUGAGUCAGGUCGGUCGCUUGCGAAUCUGUCGCACAGAGACUGGCGAACCAGUGCCUGGAGCAUCAAUCUCCGCUGGCUGCAUCCACCUCCAAUGCCCUCACUGCAACCCCUCCAUAUUCACUCACCGCAUGGGCCUAUUCGGUCAAAUGCGUAUCCACGAAAGCGGAAUUAACCCCGAUAUCGACACACCUAGCACAUCUUGCACAUUCAACAUUCCUAGCUCAAUAAAUACCUCAUCGUCCAGCGCGCCCAUCACCAUCAGCCGCAGCACCGCCAGCACCACCACUGUAACCGACUCUGACGCCCCGAUCUAUCGUGCCCACACUGUACCCACAUAUUCACCUCUCACAUCUGCCUGGUAAGUCACCUGCAAAUCCAUCGCGCGGAGGUUGGUUCCUGGAGUACCAACACGCAUCAGACGCAUUUGUCUCAACUGCCCACACCGCCCUCGCACAUUCAACCACUACAUGAGCCUGGCAGGCCACAUGCGGCAGACAACCGCCGGCUACACCACAUCGUCACGCCUUUCCCCACUAACACCUGCACCACACAGCAACAUCACCAACCCGCGCAAAUUGCAAGCACUCAGUCAGCGCCUCUCCACUAAGUGCGAAGUGUUCUUCUCGGCUUUUUCUCCAUGCGGUUCCUCGAGUCAAAGAUUAUCACGUUGCUUCAAGCACCGCGGCUUGGAAGGCCGCCGACUGACGCCUCAACUCAGUCCACGCAGUCUGCCCAUUUGUGUGUGUUUGUGUGGAGUGGCGGACUGAUGGGCUGAGAGUAAGGCUGUCACAGUUCCUUCUUAACGCGACCUCUGGCACUCUCACGCAUGUGUGGAAUGUGCGUGUACAUGGGUAGUGCCUCUCGGUCGAGGGCUGAUUGGUUACCCGGCUUCCGAAGGGCGAUGGCCCAGGCAAAUGCAGGGCUGCGCGGACCCCUCUGGGCCUCGAGGAUUUUAAGCGUCUGCUAUGCCAUGGUUCAGCAAACCGUGGCCCUCACAGCCUGCUGUGUGCUGGCAGUUUUGUGGCACUUGGUCCCCUGCCGGUAGAUGCGCCUGCGCUUCUGCUGGAUAUACAGGUCGUGAAAAUAGCUGCCAGUCAUCCUUGUCGUCCUUCUGAUCCGUUGUGGCGAUGUCGGUAAAAAUCCUAGUCAAGUGUUUGUUGUGGACCAGUGGUGUGGUUAUACGCCUAGGAGCGGGUCCGGUCGCGCCAGCCACCUAUGCCCUCCCUCACCUCCGACCUUCUUAACUAUGUCUCGACAACGGACCCAGAUGGUGAGGGGGAGAGAAUGCGGUAGGCAUUGCGCAAGUGUACUCUCACUGCAAACUAAUUCACGAGAAAGUCACCAUGCCUGCCUCAUCUUGCUGUAGAGCACACGGUGGGUAUCAUCGGGCAAAGCGGUUGAACUAUCAUAUGCUCGCUAAGUAGAGCUUGGGAACUGUACUCCACAGAAUGAUAACUACCACAGUCUGGUGGGUUGAACAGAUACGCGGUUUGGGGGGGGGGUCAAUAAAAACGUCCUGAAGAACUAGUUUUGUUUUUGCUCUGGAUUCAUAAACCAGCCACAGCUACAUUUACUAUUUUUUACAUCUUUCAUGUGCCAACGUUCUACAAAAACGACCUGGACGAAUUGCGUUUAUGUUCUGGACGGAAGUAAGUAUCUACGAUCCUGCUGACCAAGCCGAUUGCUGGCUUAAUUUCCACCGUCAGGGCGACGUAUUCUCUUAUCUCGCCCUUUUUUCUUGCUCUCAAGGAUCCUGUCCAGGUUGUGUAAACAUGCAUCUACUAAGUCUGAAGCCGCCGUGUGACGUCAUAGCUCCCAUUCUAGCCUAAAUAUUUCAGGGGGAAGGGAUCCCUUUUCCCGUGUCCUACCGAAAAAUCGCCGCACAAAAUAACGGAAACAUAUAGGGAGGAUUCCAAACUUCCUUUGAUCCCUAGCGCUCUCCAUGCAAUCCUUCAACUUGAGGUUUCACCCCUUCGACGUUGACCUCGGAUUCCAGACCCUGCAGUCGGAGAAGAGGUCAAUCAUCCACCGGGACCCGACCCGAAAGACGAGGCGAACGCUUGCAUACGCAUAGAGGACUCUUGAGUACAGCGACUUACGCUAAUCGCUUUUAACCAGGUCAAGUCAGUCAAGUGGAAAACAGCGUAUUUCAGACGUGAUAUCUGCUGCUGCUGCUGCUGCAUAGGUUGUGCGAACUCUUAAAAACAGCGUCAAGAGCAAAGGCAAAUCGGACACUAGAACCAUUUAUUUAUUUUUCUUCUUCAUUGCCACACAUACGCUUGAAAUUCGAACAUACGCCGCCAUUCAUGAUGUCAGGAUUGCAUCGGCUGUUCAAGUCCGUGUAGCUGCUAAGGUAACGAAGGCUCGUGCCUCAACUUUUACACAGUAGCUGUGACCGAAAAAUUAAAAAAAGCAAGUUCGAGUCUCUGAUAGAUGUUCGUUGAGGAAUGCAAGUUCGCGGCGGUCGUUUAAUUUUCAAGUCAUAAACAUUAUCUCGGGGCAUGACUUCUAAAGUGUUCGUAUAUGCUAAACAGCAAGCCGGCAAAAUGAACCUCAGAAGAAUGUGUGUGUGUGUGUGUGUGUUUGUGUGCAUACUAAACAAGCGGACGUGAAGAUGACCUGGAAACUUAGCACACUAGUCAACUGACCGACCACUUCUGCGCUGCUGGCUUCCGAAUGUUAACGAAAGUGAAUUUGCCAGCUACUAAAUUCUGUCGAAUGGCGGAAGAGCAUAUAGCAACUACUUAGUCCUCUCAGAUCAGUCCUGAAUGAACGACAAUCUAGGCCUGGUCACAGCGACUGGGAUGAAGCGACUAUUUCCCCCCUGUGAGGACGUGCGUACGUACUUCUUUUUAAGUAUGCACUUGAGACUAACUCGGAAGUGUUGUUUUCGAAGAGUAACCGGCAUAGAUGGGAGGGCUUAGUGUGGAAAGCGAGAAAAUUGCAGCCUUAUUUGGGACUCACUGGGUGGAACCUUUGUCAUUAAUUAAGAGUAAUUAAAGAAGAACGAUUUUCACGACUUGUACACCAGAACCUAAGUGCUCCUAUUUAGACACCGUCACACGACGUCUGUGCAUUAAUAGACGGCUGUCGUUAUUUCGGCAGCCAUGUUCACAAGUGGCCGCGUUUUUUUUGAUGCAAACAAGAAUUUGCUUACGGGGGUGGGGGAGACUUUUUUGUUCAACGAUGGCAGCCUGUUUUGCCCAGGAUCAAACGUCCAACAAAAUUUACAUCUACGAAGUUAAAAAGGGACCACGGGGAACUUCUGUCGAACUUGGCACGUACAAGGAGUCAUCUGUAAAUUUGCGGGAUUACGUAAUAUGUCGAGAAAAUCCCUAGAUUCCUUAUGCAAUCGACUUAAUAGCAGUAUUCGGAGUUAGAUCAUUUAGUGUUUCUCCACUAGAUAGUUCUUAGACACGCUGCAAAUUCGCCAGUUUGUCUUACUUCUUGCCCGAAUUAGCCGCCGUUAAUUUGCGAUACUAGAAUAGUCGGCGCAUUGAUAGCCUCACCGACCUGGUAGGAUUACACAGUUUGCACUGGACACCAAAGCCUACCCGGAAGAUUGUUGCAGCGAACCUCGAUUAGAAAAAUCGUUUUACUUGCCUCCAUCUGCGGAAGGGAUUAGCUAACGCCACGUGACAGUGACAUUAACCGAUCUAUCCUACUUGAAGAACGACAACGAGCAUUCCAGUCUUGCCUUGGAAUCCAGGGCCCUCGUAGGUGGCCGCGUUACAACGAGCAAUCAGUAGUCGAGAGGUGCUACCAGCACGGCUAAGGUGACCGAAAAGGCCAUUAUUGACUUAUUUAGAGUCACCAGUAAAACGCGCCUCGAACCCAGAAGGACACCUGAAAGCUGGAGCCCAGUCAAGUGGUUAUCGCGUACUUGUAGAUUUAUCACUUGAGACACGGGUCAAAGUCCUGUCAGUUGUGAAAAGGAAUGUUCUUGUUCGCAUGAGUAUCGUUCACCAGACAGGAGUUGGCAUUUCGGUCUUCAUUGUGUUUGCCAGUCGCACGUCCUCUUCACCAAUUUUUCCUCGUUAUGUUGCCGCCUGCGAGAGCUCUGGACCCAAAGCACCGAGACAGAAUACAAAUGCCCAUCUACAUCCUGCAGUCAGGGCGGCACAUCAGUCCCAUGUGAAUUUGAAUAUUUUCGGUCGCCGUCGACAGGACAAGAGCCCGCCAUUUAAGUAGUAGGUCAAGAGAUUCAAGCGCCUGACGAUCAGGAGAACUCAGGCCGGGGUCGGAGUACUGUGGACUGAUGACACCAAAUAAAAUGGAAGUGAAUAUUCGGUCUUCCUAUUCUCUGUUGGUAUUCCUUCUGCAAUAGUGCUUUUAUUUCAACAGGGGGAUUAAACUAGUGGUGAAUCUAGUCUUUAAAACGUUUGGUGGAAGAUUUAAAAAUGUGAGCAUAUUCUGAAAAAAUAUCGAGGCCUCUCUUAAUUUGGUCCGUAAGUAGGCAUGUAGACAACCUUAUGACUGUGAUCUAAGGUCGUACUCAGCUGAGAAUGAUAAGCCAAUGAGCUUCAAGGAUACAAUAGACGUCCUGUCCAAUCUUAAAGACUGCAAGAUGAAGGAGUCGGUUUUACUGGCCGGAUUGCUUUGGAGCCAAACGCUAAGAAGACGUUUUACACAGCCAUCUAUGAUGUAUCUGUCGUCGUCAGAGGGAGAGAGUGAGACAGACAUACCGAACUCCAGAGUGAGAAGAUAAGAACAAUGACUGACCGAGGACGGCAAAGUCGCCAUAAAAGAUCAUUCCUCCCGCUCUCUCUUAUCCCCGUGGGUAAAACGCCUGGACUAAUAACUGCCUGUCGCCAUUCGGUCGCCUGUGUGGAUCAUAGACGGCGGCUCUAAGGCAAAACGGAAACGCAUAUUUUAAUUCGGCUGUCAGGAUAGAUCCGCGAACUUCAUCCCAUCUGACCAGUCCCAUUUCAUAUUAUCACGCUGAUAAAAUCCGUAAUGGGAAAUUAGGGAAAUUCUUGUUGCCCGGCGGGCUCACGCAUAGUUUUGAUGGUCUUUAAAAUUUUUAAUCUAUUUGACGUGUGCGGAGAAGCAUUCAUAAUUGUCAACAAUGUGCAUAGCAUAGCCGAAUCUCCUGACCAAAUCAGUGGUAACAUGAAGGUCAUUCAAACUUCAUGAAUAGUACAACUGGAUUUUAUAACACUGACUUGGGGCUCCAGCCCUCGUCUAAGCGACCGAGUCCAGUACAACUAGAAGUACUCUAUGCCUGCAAAGGAGAUGUGUUAAGCCAGCCAAUCAAAACUAACCAUUCACGUCAUUUCAUCCUUGCAGUGGCGCAUUGCUGACUCGCAGUGAAACUGUCAUAACAGCAAUCUUCAGCAGUAAACUAUUAUGAACAUCACAGGCAAUUAGAAAGCUAGGAUCAUUUGAAAUUCCAACUAAUUACACCGGUUGGCCUACAUACACCUUAGUCAAGAACUCUGAAAAUUCUGUGAUUCGAAUCGUAUUGAAUCGGUGUAUUUGCAUGCUCGGUUCAAAGCGAAACGACAACUUCCAAUGUAUCCUACUUGGGUACCAGAUCAAACCGCUACUGGAUGCAACAUUCUACAUUCUCCGGAGGUGAUCGGUCGGAUGUGGUUUGGUAAUCCCACCUGAAGUAAACAAACCUCAGUCACCUCUAAUACGGGACCGGCUGUAAUGGGGCUUUUUACAGGUGGGGCCGGGGAACGCACAGACGACGAGGUCAAGUACUUGUAUGCAAAAUAAAAGCCAUUGGGAGUGCGUGGUUGUACUUUCAAUGGUUGAGAAAUAGUUGCGUUAACCCCUAACCCUAGCCCCUUACUGUAACCCAUAAUCCUAAACCCCAACGCCAAACCACUAACCUUAACCCCCAACCCUACCCCUUAACCCCAACCCCAACAGUAUUGUGUCCUGAUAGAAGCGAACAGGCGAGUUCCAAGUAGCAGUUCAGAAGAUGAAGAUGCGAUCACUGGAACAAGAAAUUUAUUUGCCUGACGUUUCGGAUUCUCACUCGAGUCCAUAAUCAGAGACCUUCGCAGAUGAGGGUGAUGGUGGCACCAGGAGCGCAGUAUUUAUAGCACCUGGCUGCCGUGGGACCGUAUGCACACUGCAACUAACAGUUCUCGCAAUCACCGCUGGGGUCGUAAUUGAUGCGGUGGUGGCUUGUCGGUCCAAGUCCGAGUCGUUAAUUGCCGCGAUUUCGUCAUCCGGGCUGGAUGUUGGUGUGACGAUUGCUCGGCAAACUGGCUCACUGUCACCGUGAUAAUUGAUUGCCCGCGCCCUCCCCACGUGACUGAUUCUCCUGCCCAGGGAAAAUCGCAGCACGGAAUAGGGUACCGGGAGGUCAUUGUGCUUGUUGAUGGAUUGCGGGCUUGAGAACCAUGACUGGAGCAGCUCGCGGCUCACGCGGUUGUCACCCCUGGCGAGGAUUUCGGCCUCUUGAAAUUUGAAAAUAUGGGUCCCGUCGAGUGUGCCGCCACCUGAGAGUUAGCGUCUCUCCGCCUCACUGUUGCUUCGUGCUCAGCAAUUCGCGUACGGAGUAAUCUCCCAGUUUCUCCGACACAAUUGCUUUGUCCGCAACUACACCAGAUCCGGUAAACGACUUCAGACGUUUCCUGCCGUGGCAGCGGGUCUUUUGGCCCCAUGACUUGGCGCCUAAUGGUUGCUUCCGGCCUGUGUGCAACCCCAACUCCAAGUGGAGUGAGAAGACGACUGACGUCUUCCGAGGCGUUCUUCACGUACGGAAGAGCCCGCCAAAAUUUGGGGCCAGUAUUGUGUCCAUCGGUUGGGGCUACCAAACCGCGUCUUGUCAGGCGACCAAUAAGGUUGGCUUGUGGAUUUCAGCAUAAACUGGAGCAGGUAGCACUGGUGUUUCGGACUGGCAUCCAACUCUCACAUGUGGCUCCCCAAAGCUAGGCUCUGCCUAGCGGCCACACCCUGGUAACCCUCUUAACCGACGGGCUGAUCCAGGUGGGGGUGCCUGUGAGUGCAUCUCUAGACACAGUAACGGGGUUCCGCGUUCACCACCGCUGGCCAGAUGGAUCACCGCCUCGGCAUCUCCGAGAUGAAGCUUCGUCUGUAAUUCCACAGGAGGCCAUGAGGUGGGUGAACCCCCGGGCAAGCUGAAUACCGCUUGGUUGUCUUUGCCUGCUCACCCUCGCAGUUCAGCACUCAGCAAGCCGCUGACCCAUUGGCUGGAAGAUCGGCACCUUUAUACUUCUUCGCACCUAUUUACCGCCCUUCACUCUCUCUCUACUCUGCCUUGCUCUCUUAUCCCAUGGUCGAAAGUCCUAUGGAUCACCGCAUCGCCAUCUGCAAUCCCAUAGGUGGCCACAAGAUGUGCCCAACAGGUAAGCUAAAUACCGCACUGACGAAUACCGCUUUAAUGAAUCUGUCCGCUCACCGUCUAAUUUCAGCAACCAGUUAUCUUAGAGAGGGACGGAAAGCAUUGCUUCCCGUCCCCCUACCCUGCCCCUAUCCCCCCCCCACCUCCAAAAAGUCCUACGGCGAGAUCGACGGUGAUCGCGUAGGCGGCCCAGGUUAACUUGGGUCGCUCUCCCAUUAAACAAAGUCGUGGCCCAUAGUGGAGUCCGGCAGCCGUCUGGGACAAUUGAGCUGGCCUACUUAGGGAGAACAUUGUUCACUCCCACGAGGCGGAAGGGGCUAGAAAAGGCACCUUAAGCAAAUGCUGGGAAUCCACGCCCUCUGCAGGUUGACUGUGGCCACAGACGCAAAAGUCGAGGUCGAAGCAAUAAAAACAUAAACAACACUUUUCCCUUCCUCCUCCUCCUCCUCCUCCUCCUCCUCCUCCUCCUCCUCCUAACCGCCGCUAAAGUCUCGACACACCUAUCACCUCCUGCACAUCCACUAUGCCUAGCUUAACGCACACGCCGCCGCCCAGCACACUCGCCAUCAGCAACUCCACCAAUGCCACCACCACCACCGAAAACGACACUGACAACAACGACUUCUCCUACCCUCACUGUCCCUGUACAUUCACGUCACACAUCAGCCUGGUCGGUCACUUGCGAGUCCAGCGCACAGAGACCAGCGUAUCAGUACCAGGAGCACCAACAUACACCAAACGUAUUCUUCUCAACUGCCCCCACUGUCGUCGCAUAUUCAGCUACCUCGUGGGUCUACUAGGCCACAUGCAUAUUCACGAGAACCUGUGGAAGACAACGCCGGCUCCCCCACCAGCACACGCACCCAACUGCCACCUCUAA